This is a messenger RNA of Momordica charantia (bitter melon), 1299 nucleotides long. Its product is annotated as FMN binding protein. Lineage: Eukaryota; Viridiplantae; Streptophyta; Magnoliopsida; Cucurbitales; Cucurbitaceae. The record is from RefSeq and is a predicted model, not a curated record.
UCUUAAUUUGGUAAGAAAGGAGGAGAAAAAUCAGGAGCGGCGUGGAGUUGCUAGGACCGGCCGGCGAGGGAGUUUGGUGAACAAUGGCGACUGUGGCGCCGCCUUCUUUAAUCUUCAAAUUUCGUUCUCCCACUGCCUUUAAUGGCCGAACCGCCGUUCAUUUUCCCCGUUCUUCCACCGCUUUCUUCAAUCCUCGUACUCCAUUUUCCAUGGCCGCGUCAACCGAGUCCACGUCUCAGACUGUAGCGUCCGGCGAUGCUAACAGCAAUGAAAUUGAUAUCUCGAAGUUGAUUCAAGCUCACCAGGAGAAUGCGGCUCGGCUUUCGCCAGCUGAAGAGAUUCGAACUUUGUUGGAUCAGAGCGUGCGCGGCAUGCUCUCCACCUUUUCCCGGAGCUUUGAAGGUUAUCCAUCUGGGUCUCUUGUUGACUUUGCAUGUGAUGCUGAUGGAACUCCAGUACUUGCUGUAAGCAGCCUAGCAGAGCACGCUAAGAAUUUGGCAACUAAUCCAAAAUGCUCGUUGCUUGUGGCAAAACAACCUGAAGAUAGGGGAACUUUAGUGGUCACUCUUCAUGGUGAUGUGGUGUCUGUUUCUGAAGAAGAUAGACCUGCUGUUCGUGCUGCAUAUUUGUCCAAGCAUCCAAAUGCAUUUUGGGUUGACUUUGGUGACUUCCAAUUUGUGUACAUCAAACCAAAAGUGAUACGAUACGUGUCUGGGGUUGCAACAGCUUCUUUAGGUUCAGGAGAACUAAGUGGUGAAGAGUACAAGGCAGCAAAAGUUGAUCCAAUAGCUCAAUUUUCAAAGCCUGUCACGUCUCACAUGAAUAGAGAUCAUACUGAAGAUACAAAGAUCAUUGUGAGACACUGGACAUCCAUUCCGGUUGAUUCGGCCAUCAUGCUGGAUUUGGAUAGCCUUGGUAUUAAUGUCAAGGCCAGUUAUCAGGGGGAUUCAUUUAAGCUCCGUGUACCUUUUCCGAGACGAGCAGAGAACAGAAAGGACGUCAAGACUCUUGUGGUCGAAAUGCUAGAAGCUGCUAAGCCUCAUGUUUAACCGUCUCCACAGGAAGAUGUUCAAGAUAUUCUCUGUCCAAUGCUUAAAUAAAACUUGUCAUAACUUCUCUGACUUAAUCUUGGCAAUUGGCAUCUUAAAGUAUUAACAUUGCCUCUCAUAAAGUAGUUUUAAAGUUAUACAUGGUAUCUGAGAAUCUGUAGAAUCUGAUUAAAAAUUGAAAUGUUUACUUGUAAAUUCAUUUUAUUUUAUAUUUUGUGAAUUAAAUGGCAGGGUGGAUUUUAGGUCAAAA